Messenger RNA from Sitodiplosis mosellana (orange wheat blossom midge), 2703 nucleotides. RefSeq names its product acyl-CoA Delta-9 desaturase-like. The transcript has 6 exons. The coding region runs from base 541 to 2178 and encodes 545 amino acids. Gene Ontology annotation, molecular function: iron ion binding; stearoyl-CoA 9-desaturase activity. The record is from RefSeq and is a predicted model, not a curated record. Gene Ontology annotation, cellular component: endoplasmic reticulum membrane. Gene Ontology annotation, biological process: unsaturated fatty acid biosynthetic process. NCBI's taxonomy places the organism in Eukaryota, Metazoa, Arthropoda, Insecta, Diptera, Cecidomyiidae.
GUCAUUCAUUCAAAUUCAUAACAUCGAUACGAUCACGUCUGAUAGCAUAGCAUCUCUAGCGGUAACUGUUGUUAUCGUUAAGAAUUGUCUUUUCCACAAGCCCGGUUGGAUUUUAUUGUGUAUUUCAACUGAGCGAAACAAAAUAUCAAAAAAGUGUUUAUUAGACGAUUCUUUUGUUGUUGGUUUUUCUUUGAACGAAAAACGAACAAAAAUCCGAAUUCAUUCAACGUUUUCUGCAAAAGCAGUGAAUUAAGUACUGAAUUUUCGAUCGGAUUUUCAGAGAAGUGACCAGGAAUAUACGUUGAAAAAAGUGAUUUGAAAAGAAGGAAAAGUGGAAUUGAGUUGACGUUUAUCUUAUUCAAAAUGUGCAAAGUGCCUACACGGAUUACUAACUAAUGUUUUACGCGUAACAAUCAAUUGGCAUCUGAGAACUUUCUAAACGAAAAAAAAUUAAACUGAACAUUCAAACGAUCAAAUUGAUCUGAAAACUAUCAUCUUAAUAAAAAUAUCAUCAGAGAAUACCACUUAAAGCAAUUAAAAAUGGCAAUUGAAUCAGAAGCUUUUGAUGCCUCGAUCCGUCGACGUAAACUUGGAAAUCUAUCAAAUCAGUCAUCCUCAUCCGAUUUACUGAAUAACAACAACAACAACAACAAUAACAAUGAAAAGUUCUCCGACUGCAUCGACUCGGAUGUUGAGAAAGAUUUUGAUGCAGACGUUUCGACAUUGGGUCCAGCUGUAAAGGAAAUUCUCGAGGAAACCACAGUUUUACCACAUGACGAAGCACUCGAUAAACUUAAAGAAGUCGGAGCAAAAACACCCAUUCUGCCAUCGGAGAUCGGCACAGAUUUUAACUUCAAGCGACAAAUCGUUUGGGAAAAUGCCAUCGGUUUCCUGAUCCUACACAUUUGCGCACUCGUCGGUAUUUUCAUGACAUUGUUAGGAUAUGUACGUGUAUACUCAAUCGUUUACACAUUCAUAUUGAUGUAUGGAUCCGGAUUGGGUGUCACAAUGGGAGCUCAUCGUCUUUGGUCACAUCGAUCAUUCAAAGCAAAAACUCCAUUAAAAAUAUUCCUCUUGUGGCUUCACACAUUGGCUGGACAGAACUGCUUGUAUGUAUGGGUUCGUGAUCACCGUCAGCACCACAAAUAUUCCGACACAGACGCAGAUCCUCAUAAUGCAAAUCGUGGAUUUUUCUUCAGCCAUGUCGGCUGGUUGAUGUCAAAGAAGCAUCCAAAAGUAUUGGAAUACGGAAAGAAAAUCGAUAUGUCAGACUUGGAAGCCGACAAAUACAUUAUGUUCCAAAAAGAACAUUACAAAUUGCUUUACACCAUUUUUGCUUUGCUCUUGCCAACAUCAAUUCCAAUUCUUUGCUGGAAUGAAGAUCCAAUCGUGGCAUUGUUUUCGUGCUUCUUCUCCAGAGCCGUUAUUUCAUUGAAUUGCACGUGGUUGGUUAAUUCAGCAGCUCAUUUGUACGGUACCCGUCCAUUCGAUAAAACACUUUUCCCCGUUGAAAACUUGGUUGUUGCGUUCUUUGCUGUUGGUGAAGGAUGGCACAAUUAUCAUCAUGCAUUCCCAUGGGACUAUCGUGCAUCAGAGCUUGGAUCACCAUUGAAUAUCACUGGAUUUUUAAUCGAUGUUCUGGCCAAUUUCGGUUUGAUUUUUGACCGUCGUGAAGCGUCCAACAAUAUGAUUAAGAAUCGUUGCAUGCGAACUGGCGAUAAUUCACACAAAGUGUACGGCACCGAUGAAGGUCGACGAGCAAUCACAACACUGUUCAACAUCUGGAAACAUCCAUCGAAUCCAACAUACAACUCAAUUUUCGCACCAAAACCGAAAAUUAUCAACUCCGAAGGUUAUGCGCUUAUCGAGGAUGAACUAUCGAAAAAUGAAAAAGAUGAAGAAUUGUUGUCACGUGAAAAUGAAGAGCUUGAGGAGCGUCAACGCCGUGUAUCACAAAUUGAGAAUGUUCUUGAGAAUGCUGGAAAAAUCAAAAAAUACAUUGUUGAAAAAUCAGAAGCCGAAAAGAUCAUCGGUACCAUUAGCGAUGCAAGUGACAAGGCAAUCAAACAGUUGAACAAUAAUAAUGAUACCGAGUUCAAACCAUUGAUGAGUUCAUUGUCAGACAAAAGUAAAUUAAACAUUGUUGAUGCUGAUAGUGCUCUUUUUGCAAAAAUUUAAAAAAAAAAAAAAAACGAUUCCAUCCAAUCGCGUGAUUGGAAAAACUCUUUUUUUCUAUUUUACUUGGACAAAUCUUACAACAACUAAUGAAGUUGAAUGAAAAGUAAAAUAAAAAUUAGAAAAAAAAAACAGAGAAAAAGCUUUGCACGCUUUGACUGCGUAAACAUUUAGAAUGAGGACCAAAUAUCAGUUUUGUCUUCAUGGUGAAACAAAAAAAAAAUUCAAUUUUUAUGAACUUAUUGGCUUCGUAGCACUUAAAUUGUUUUUAAGACAAAUUUGUUAAUUUUUAGUGAAAAAAAAAAAAACAAUUACAAAAUGUGAGUGAUACCGUUCUAAUGUUUAAUUUUCUAUUAGUUCUUGGCCUUUGCUUUGGUAGAAUCAAUCCGAGGCCAGCUGUCAGAAUAAGUUUGAAUAAAAUAGAUUUAAGAUUGAUACAAUCGCAAUCGAUUGUGUAUAUUUUUUUUUUGUAAUUAAUUAAUAAACUAAUGAAUUUAAAUAAAGAAUAGUUUUUCUUCGUACAAGUAA